Amphimedon queenslandica is the source of this 1437-nucleotide messenger RNA. Its product is annotated as ATP-dependent RNA helicase DDX19A-like. The record is from RefSeq and is a predicted model, not a curated record. Gene Ontology annotation, molecular function: nucleic acid binding; ATP binding. The coding region runs from base 300 to 1427 and encodes 375 amino acids. The transcript is spliced from 10 exons. NCBI's taxonomy places the organism in Eukaryota, Metazoa, Porifera, Demospongiae, Haplosclerida, Niphatidae.
UCACUCAGUCUUCAGCUGCAGCCUGGCCUACAUCAGGACUUGGCUUCACUCCAGCAGCUGCAGCUGGUAUCACUCAAUCAUUAAGAUCAACCACUCUAGCUACUAUUGAUGAAGAUUUUGAAGACUCUCCUCUUACUAAAGCUGAAGCAUCACUUUUCACGAAGAUACUGCGGAAGAAACUCGUUGAUAUUUAUAGUGAAGUCCAUGUUGUCCAAAAUGAUCCAUCUUCUCCUCUUUACUCAGCAACAACAUUUGAGGAGCUAAACCUGCACCCUAACCUCUUGAAAGGUAUUUAUAGUAUGAAAUUCAGCAAGCCAUCAAAGAUACAAGAAAAGGCUUUACCACUUCUACUAGCUGACCCUCCUCAGAAUUUAAUUGCUCAAAGUCAAAGUGGGACUGGAAAGACAGCUGCUUUUGUCUUGGCAAUGCUAACCAGAGUGGAUGCAUCUAAGCCUUACCCUCAAAUACUUUGCCUCUCUCCUACAUUUGAUCUAGCACAGCAGACUGGCAAGGUCCUGCAGCAAAUGGCACAAUAUUUCCCUGAGAUUAAAAUGAAAUAUGCUGUUAGGGGAUCAAGAGUUUUUCAACAUCGUUUGUCUAACGAGAAAGUCACUGAGCACAUUCUCAUUGGUACUGCUGGUACUACACUUGAUUGGGCCGUCAAGUAUCGUGUUUUUGAUCCUAAACUGAUCAACAUGUUUGUACUGGAUGAAGGAGAUGUCAUGAUUGACACUCAAGGACAGCAGGACCAGACCAUUAGACUACACAGAUUAUUGAGGACUGAUUGUCAAAAUGUCUUGUUCAGUGCAACAUACAGUGAGGAGGUGAUGUCCUUUGCCAAUAAAAUAAUAUCCGAUCCUAAUAUUAUUCGUUUGAGGCGUUCAGAGGAAAGUCUUGAUAAUAUAAAGCAGUAUUAUGUUUGGUGCACAGCUGGCGAUGAAGGGAAAUACACUGCCUUGACGAACAUUUAUGGCGUCCUAACUAUUGGCCAAUGUAUUGUAUUCUGUCGUACAAGAAAAUCAGCUAUUUGGCUUGCAGGUAAAAUGAACAAAGAUGGACAUGCUGUAGCUCUUUUGACUGGCCAGUCAAAUGUUGAACAAAGGAUUGCUGUGUUGAACAGAUUUAGAGAAGGAAGUGAAAGACUACUGAUAACAACCAAUCUCUGUGCUAGAGGAAUCGAUAUUGACCAAGUAACACUGGUAGUCAAUUAUGAUAUUCCAGUGGAUGUUAAUCAUGAACCGGACUGCGAGACAUACCUACACAGGAUUGGCAGGUCUGGGAGAUUUGGAAAAUCUGGUCUCGCCAUCAAUUUUGUUGACAGUCAGAAAGCCUACGAUAAUUUGAUGAGCAUACAGAAUCACUUCAAGAGAGUUAUCAGUGAGCUUGAUACUGAUGACCCUGAUGAGAUUGAGAAGUUACAAAAUUAAUGACUUUAAA